Messenger RNA from Tetranychus urticae (two-spotted spider mite), 2448 nucleotides. RefSeq lists its product as uncharacterized. The record is from RefSeq and is a predicted model, not a curated record. NCBI's taxonomy places the organism in Eukaryota, Metazoa, Arthropoda, Arachnida, Trombidiformes, Tetranychidae.
UUGUUUUGUUUAAGGAACACUAUUUUGAGGAUUGUAAUUCUGUUAAUUGUACAGGCCUUAUUGGACUCAUUUAACGAGGCAAGAUUGAUGCCGCCGAGGCUGGAUUUCAGGAUUCCAUUCUUGAUACAAAAUCAUGGUGAACAGUGGCUCUUCUCGAGCUCAGCGAAAGAUUCUGAGGCCACGACAGUAGUGCUAUCGCCAUCUGUCCGCAUUAUAGUGCAAUUAUAAUUAACGUUACAUCAUUUCAUACAAAUGUUUAAUUUAAAAUAGAAAACAGAUGUUGCGCCAUCUACAUGGUGAAACGAUGUUACUCAGCAGUUCACAUUGUAGCCAAAUUAAUCAUAACAAUUAAACAUCGUCAAUCAAAUUGAAUUUUCACUAUAGUAUUCUAAUAUUUUAUUGUUCAAAUUCAUUCUCAUUUCAUUUCGUUCUGUAUUUUCAUUGUUCAUAAUCGCAUAUUGUAAUCUUACACAGACCCAAAUUAAGAUUUCCCAUAACGACACACGUGCUCAACUAAAGAAGUCGUCAAUGUUUUAACGGAUAAGAUCAUACCCGAGGAACUUGAUCUUGGCAUCAAGCUGAAAACGAAAAAUUCCAACUCUCAGGAGUAGUAACUUUCAUUGGAACAAGAACCAAUUUUAAUUUGGAUUCUUGCACCAUGACAAACAAAAUGAAAGCAAAAAUUCCAAAACAACGCUAGGAAAGUUUAUGAAGAGGAAACUGAAGAAGCAACAAGUGAUGCCAAAAAAAGAGUGAACACCGGUUCGUCUUCACUAAGAAUGAAUAGCUUCUUUUGAUACCAAAAGGAUCCUAAGUGAUUGUCCAGCAUCAUUUCAUUAUGCUUUUCAUGUAUUACUAUCUAUCCGUAGUGUUGUUGAUUUCUGAUAGACUUGGUGUCCUUUUCAUACAGAAGUAUUUCAGUUUGAAUUGGUCGUAAAACUUAAAUAAGAUGAAACAGCAUCAAAAUCUGGAUAUGAUCGCCUUAAACAAUCAUCCUUCAUCUGUGAACUUACGCUAAUUUAAUCGACAUAAAUACAAGUCGUUAUGAAUCUAAAUUUUCAGUUUAAAUUUGGUUUCAUUGAUCGAGGUACACUUGCAAUUUAUGAUCCUCUUAAAAAUAGAUACGUUGGUCAGAUUGCUCGGUUCAUGAAUAAAAAUUUAGAGCGUUUUGCUUCGGUUAAUUUCACUGUUGUUGUGUUCGGUGAACGCGUAUAUGGAGAUUGUGAUUCUGUGAAUUGUACUGGCCUUAUGGGACGCAUUGAACGAGGUGAAAUUGAUUUAGUUGAAUUUGGAUCUACAUUCGCAACAAUUCCCCUUUCAAUUACUGGACUGAAACCAGGAGCAGUGGUUGGUGAUGUUUCUUGCAACAUUUUCUCAGCUUUACCCGAAACUGGAAUAACUCGUGAAGAUGUCUUCAAAUCACUAUCGAUAUUCACUUUAGAUGCAACUAUAUUCUUGUCUUUGCUUUUCCUGUUUCUUUUUUCAAUUCCUUUCAUUCUGUGGUACUUCAAGUCCAACUUUUGUGAGUUUAAGACCAACUCUCCACCGAUUGUCUGGCCUUUGAUUUGUGCAAUUUUGCGACAAGACUUGUCGAAACAAGCUCUAUUUUACACUCACACUCUGCGAUUUAUUUGGAUGUCAAUCAUUUUAAUAAUAUUUUUAAUGACAGCACUUUAUACUGGUUCGUUUACUACAGAUCUUGCAGCUAAAGUGCCCAUUAAAACGAUUGAUUCACUUGAAGAUGUUGCAGACUCCGAUAGGAUUCCAUUCUGGAUGGAAGAUCCAUUUUGCAGAGCCUUCGUGAAUAGCAACCCUUCUCGUGCUGGGCAAGAGAUCAUGAGGCGAGCACAGUACAUAACAUUGGGAGAUUCUUUCGGCCUAUUUAUGGAACAACAGAUAAAAAUAGAAAAAUAUGUCUUUUUUAAUAAUCCAUAUUCGAUGAAACCAGUGCGACUAGGCAAUUGCGUAAAAAAUGUAAAUCGCCCAAUGCCACAAUGGCAUCAAUCAACUGGAUCAUUUCCCGUCUAUCCAUUGUUUUCAAUAUUAAAUUCAAAACUAUCUCCUGAUGCCACCAAAAUCAUCAAUCUAUUGUGCGAGAAAAACUUCCAAAGUCACGUCGAGUUUCAUCUCCUGGAUAAAUGGAAUUCGUACCUUUACAAGAUGUUAGAUCCUGAGCAAAAGUCUGGCUGCUUACAUAAAACUUUUAUCAGCUCCAAACCUGCUUUAUACCGUUUCAAUCAACUAGAUGUUCAAAAUUAUAAGCUAUUCUACAAUUGCUUCUUAUUUAUGAUUCCUAUUUGCCUGUUUAGCCUGAUCGGUGAAUAUUUGUACUCCUGGAUAAACUUCACUAAUCUCAAAACCAAUUCAAACGUUUAAAAUUAAAUAAAUUAGAUUCAAUAGUAAUGCAUUAGGCCAAGUUUCAAUUAAUAAAGGAAAAAUUUAUGAUUA